Molecule: messenger RNA, 958 nt
Organism: Lingula anatina
Lineage: Eukaryota; Metazoa; Brachiopoda; Lingulata; Lingulida; Lingulidae
Product: organic cation transporter protein
Biological process (GO): transmembrane transport
Cellular component (GO): membrane
Molecular function (GO): transmembrane transporter activity
Source: RefSeq, a predicted model, not a curated record
AUGCAUUUGGACGAGCUUUUACAUAUUAUUGGAGAAUUUGGUACUUUUCAGAAAAGGCAGUAUUUUCUGGUAUGUCUCGUAGGACUGUAUACUGCGUUACCAAUACUUUGUUCGGUGUUCCUCGCAGCAACGCCCAAACACAACUGUAAAAUCCCAGCCGAAUACGUAUCGAGCGCUGAGAGGGUCUACGGAAACCUUUCUCACGAGGAGCUGCUGAACCUGACCAUCCCAUGGGAAGAAAAAGACGGCGAACUGACCAGAAGCAGUUGUAAGCUGAAAUCAUGGGACAGAAAUGCCUCUAUUGUGGACAUUGGUAAUAAUACAGCAAGUGUCGAAUGUCCUCAGGGACUGGACUACAGUCAAGAAAUCUAUACUUCAACGGUGAUCUCGGAGUUUGAUCUGAGCUGUGGCAACGAAUGGCUGGUGAGCACAAGUCAGUCCGUAUUCUUUGUCGGGAAACUGGUUGGGGACGCUUUAUCCGGGAUAAUAAGUGAUCGGUUCGGGAGACGACCCACGUUUUUGGUUGCAAUUAUUCUCUCGGCAUCUGUGGGGAUCCUCACCGCCCUUUCUCCCAAUAUGAUAGUAUACAUAGUGUCUCAAGGUUUACAGGGAUCACUCAGCGGCUGUAUAUUCCUGACCACAUUCACUUUAGGAGUUGAAUUCGUGGGCCCAAGCAAACGCAAUUUUGCUGGUUUUGGGGUAAUGUAUUUCUUCAGCAUCGGUUACUUCUAUAUCGUACUGUUUGCCUACUUCAUAAGAAACUGGAGACACCUUGCUCUAGUGCUGUACGUGCCUGCAUACCUGUUUGGACUGUAUUAUUUGUAAGUAAGGAUUCACCUUCUCUUAACUUUGUAAUGAUAUACAAGACAGAAUACUGCGAUGCAUCAAUCGUCAUUGUUAUGUAUUUUGCAGACACCAGUCUUGGAAAUUUGUGGUAAGAAUUUAAUUUAAAAAAAAA